AUGGCCUCAGUAAGAGAGGUGUCCAGUUUCACUGAAGAUCUGCUGUGUCCCAUUUGCCUCUCCAUCUUUCGGGACCCUCACAUGUUGGAGUGUGGCCACAGCUUCUGUGCUCCCUGCCUGGAGCCCUGCAUCCCCAAAGGGCAAAGACGGGGGCUCUGCCCCGAGUGCCGACGCCCCUUUGCUUUACGCCGCAUGACCAUCAACCGCGCCCUCUGCAGCCUGGCAGAGAAGGCCCGGCUGCUGAAGCUGGAUGAAGGGGCUCAGCUGAGCGGCACUGGAGGAUGGUACUUCUGUGAGGAACACGAGGAACCUCUCAAGCUCUUCUGCAGCCAAGAUGAGGAACCUGUCUGUGUCAUCUGCCGGGACUUGCCUCAGCACCGUGGGCACGACUUCCUGCCCAUUAAAAAUGCGGUUCAGGCCUAUCAGGACCAGCUGAAGGCAUCUCUGGAGCCUCUGGAGGAAGGUCUCAGACGGUUGAAAAGGAGUCAGUGUCACCAGCAGGAGAACAUUAUUGAAUUAAAGACCUGCUCUGAAUCCUUGUCUGAUCAUAUCUCUGGAGAAUUUGUGAAGAUGCACCAGCUGCUGAGCGACAGGGAGCUGGGUAUAAAGCAGGCCUUAGAAAAUCAGCGGGAAAAGAACCUGGCUCAGAUGGAAACCAAGUUAAAGGAACUGGAUUGGAAGACGGCCUCAUGUUCGGAAACUCUCUGCCGUGUACAGGCAGGCCUUGAGUGUAAAGACCACAUUAGUUUCCUCAAGGAGGCAAAAGAAUUGCUGGAGAGGGUCCGUAAGGAGCAAGGAGCCCCAGAUGAACAUGAACUAGAUGCCAAGGUAGGAGAAGAUGAGCGGGGGGCCAGCAGUGAAGACACAGAUGAGUGUGAGAAUGAGGUUGAUGAAGGGCUGAUGAGAGAGGAGGAAGAUGUUGAUGAGGAAGAAGAGGAGGAAGAAGAGGAGGAGGAAGAAGAAGAGGAAGAGGAAGAACAAGAGGAAGAACAAGAGACAGCAGCAGUAGAAGAAGAGAAGGAGGAGGAUGAAGAUGGAGUGGUGGCUGUAGACUUGAACCUGGGCGAGUUUAAAGGACCUCUGCAAUUCUAUGCCUGGAAGGAGCUCUUGGGUGCAGUACAUCCAGUCCCUGCAUGCAUCACUUUGGACUGCAAUUCAGCUCAUCCCAGCCUCAUCCUAGUGGAGGAAGCCACCGGGGUCAAGUUCAGUCCCGGCCGGCGGUUCUGGCGACGGAAGCCGGAGCGCUUCACCUCCAGCCCGUGUGUGGUGGGACGGAAGGGCAUCACCACUGGGAAGUUCUACUGGGAGAUCCGAGUCGGGGACAGCACCGGCUGGGUGGUGGGGACGGCCAAAAAGUCUGUGAAGCGCAAGAAGCAGCUGAGGUUUCUACCCAAGGAAGGAGUGUGGGCUAUUGAGCUGAAGGGUGGAGAGUACCAAGCUCUGAGUCAACCCCGUACACCACUCACAGUCUGUGGGAGGAUGGAUAAGGUUGGAGUCUACCUGGACUUUGAAGGGGGGCAGCUCUCUUUUUAUAACAGCAGUAGCAUGAACCAUCUUUACACCUUCCAAGCAUGCUUCCAUGAAGAACUGCUUCCUUUUCUCAGCACUCAAAGCAGCCAUCCCCUCUCGGUGUGGGACUUGGACCUCUGAGAUCCUAGCUCAGGGUGCAGCAUUUGCAAAGAAGAGCCUGGUAAAGAUUAGGGGCAGGAAACCAUUUAGA
Messenger RNA from Python bivittatus (Burmese python), 1720 nucleotides. RefSeq names its product zinc-binding protein A33-like. The record is from RefSeq and is a predicted model, not a curated record. Gene Ontology annotation, molecular function: protein binding; zinc ion binding. NCBI's taxonomy places the organism in Eukaryota, Metazoa, Chordata, Lepidosauria, Squamata, Pythonidae.